This is a messenger RNA of Adineta steineri, 612 nucleotides long. NCBI's taxonomy places the organism in Eukaryota, Metazoa, Rotifera, Eurotatoria, Adinetida, Adinetidae. The record is from the annotation of a GenBank genome assembly.
AUGACAACAUUUUUCCCACGUGUAUCAAAAUUGACAAUUAUUCCAGUCGAUCGUGAAAGUUUAUUGAAUGGUAUUAUUCAUUUGGAAAAAUCAAAUAAUUCCAUAUUUCAAUCAUCUACUCUUUCACUUAAAGAUAUUUGUACUCGUCAUCUUCUAUUAAGAUUUGGUGAUGAUCAUGAAAUAUAUAAAAUGUAUCUAUCAUCACAACUUAUUCGAUAUAUUACUUAUGAAUAUUUAACAGUAACAAAUAAUAAACAGUAUCAAAUACUAACCAAUGAUGAAUCAAAAAUCUUAUUUUGUCGUGAUUGUUCAUUGAAUGAUUUAGGUGCAUCAAAAUGUCGACGUCGGAAAUGUUUAGCAAAUCGAGUACGAGAUAUGUUUGAUAAAUUAUCCUGUCAUAUUAUUCCAUGGGAAAACGGACAACAUUUUGCUAUUUUACAAAAUGAUGAUACAAAUGAGAAUGAUGAUGAUGAUGAUGAUAAUUCAGUUCUAUUUAUUUAUCUUAAAUCAAAUAAUUGUCGAUAUAAGAAAAACUCUAAAAAUUGGAUACAAGAAUAUUUUUAUUUAUUAGAUUUAUUUCGUAUACUUCAUAUUAAUAUAGUUCGAGAAUAA